Messenger RNA from Penicillium canariense, 210 nucleotides. RefSeq lists its product as uncharacterized. Lineage: Eukaryota; Fungi; Ascomycota; Eurotiomycetes; Eurotiales; Aspergillaceae. Bases 1 to 210 code for a protein of 69 amino acids. The transcript has 2 exons. The record is from RefSeq and is a predicted model, not a curated record.
AUGCGCUUCGAAAUCGUCUUCGUUCUGUUUGCGGCGGUCGCCAGUGCCCUGCCCCGCGGCGGAAGCGAACAGGUUGCAUCACCAGGAAAUCGAACGCCCAGCGACAACAUCUAUGUCAAUGUCGAUGUCGAUGCCGACGACGCAAGCAACUCCCACCUCUAUGGCCACUCCGUCGGCCACUAUGAAAGUCGCCUCGCCCAUGCGCGGUGA